GAGACCGGCAAGUAUAAAAGGCGUAGUUACAGUUUCGCUAUUUGGAUGUGUUUGUGUUGACCUAAGUUUCUGUCCUUUUCUUGAAUAAAAUACCUAAUUUCUUUGUAUCAACUAGUAUUUAAGCACUGUUUUCAACCUCUCUUCGAAUAUCAUCAGUUUAAAUUUUUAUUGUAAUUCGUUCAGCUCUCUUCACAAACUUCUGAUUUUUCAAAUGAAUCGUCCAAAUUGGUUUUAUAUACUAUAUUUAACUGUUAUUCAAUUUACCAUCUAUGGGGUUUGUGAAGAGCUAUCUGUUAGUCCUAUUGCUCAAGCGCUGCGUGUUCAUGAGUCUGGAAUUUUUGAAUGUUCUUUCGAAAACUCAUCCUAUAAUUCAGACUUAAGGUGGAUAUUGUUUGAUGGAACAGUUCUAUUAAAUGGUAACACAUCAGAAGAUGGUCGAUUUAUUAAUGAAGAUGGUAUCCUAAAAAUGACUAAUCUUACUAUACCUGAUUCUGGUGAAUAUAACUGUGUAAAUGUUGAAGUUAAUACCACUGUUACUGCUCAUCUUAAAGUGUAUAUUAUGCCAUCUUAUUUAUUGGAAGGAUCCAUUGUUCUUGCUAUCAAUGGUGUUCUCUUCAUUUUAUUCAUUUAUUCAAUGAUAAAAACAUAUCGAGAACAAAAUAUUAAAGAUCGUAUGCAUGCUUUCUAAUGGUUGAUUGUUUAAUUGAUGAGAAAGAUUUCUCUCUCUGAUCUUGUUGUUUUUUUUACAUCAACUGCCAUUCCUUAUCGAUUAUUGUUUUUUUUUUGCGUGAAUUUUCUAAAUAAUAUAAUUACAUGUGUUAUACUAUGCUUUAUAAUUUAAACAUGCAGUUUAAUGCAUUCAAUUGUAUCUGAUAUUCAUCUCUUAGCUAUGUUAUAAACUGUCUUUUCAAGAAAAUAGCAAUUUAUCGAUUUUUUUGCAGUUAUGAAACACAUUGUUUUGUUUUUCGCGAUCUGAAAUCACCCUAUUUUUCUUUAACUCUUAACAAGGCAAAUCUGUGAAUAUGUUGUUGUUAAUGUUGAUUUUUUGGAUAGUUUUAAAAUUUAUAUUAACUUUAUACCUAGUAUCUAAAAAUUCUGUUUUGAAUUAAAGAAGAAGUUUGAUUUGUUUCAUCUUGUCUUAUUUUUAUUUGACGUAAACAAGAUUCAAUAAAUUAAUUUAACAUUGA
Molecule: messenger RNA, 1187 nt
Organism: Schistosoma curassoni
Lineage: Eukaryota; Metazoa; Platyhelminthes; Trematoda; Strigeidida; Schistosomatidae
Source: the annotation of a GenBank genome assembly